CCACCUCACAAAUAGAGACACAUGGAGUAGGAUAACACAUCGCCAAUGCUCUGACAGUACCUUCAUACAUUUACUGGAUGUCUACUGAACUGACAGCUCUGUACCUGUCUAACUACCUGCUUGCACUGUUGGAUGCAUUAAUUUAAGUGGACAGCUCAGUGAGAGACCAUGUUAUUGUGCCGGUCACAUCGGGAGAGCCUCAACCUCGGUUAUAGCCAAGUAAAAUGGAGGAUAGUUUCGAUUGUGACUGUGGCGAACUUGAGCCACCUGAUCACUGAGGCUCACAAUUAACGCCCCAAUCUAAAGGCCAGGCUCUCUAAAGUUUAUUUUGAUCAGGUCACGCCAUAGGAAAUUUAUUCAGAAAGGAGAAAACAAAACAAAAAAAAAAAAACCACAAAAAAAUCUUAAGGAAAAAAAGUGCAAAUUGGCACGUUUUCCAUGAAGCUGCUCAGGACCAGUUAUACACUGAAUGUAUACCACUGUGAGGAUGCAACUAUGUGCUUUUAGAGCCUAACAUUGCAUUUUUAAUUGGCCUCAACAUUCAUUCCAUAUAUUUCUUUAAGCGGAAAAGCUGCUCUGUUAAGUAGAGCCACCCACCAGGAGUGGUGUUAGAUUUUUAAAAUUGUCCUCACACAAGAUGAAAAACUUUAACUACACCUUAGUCUGACAGUGACGGCUGCACGGGGGAGGCGGUGGAGGACAGUUCGCUGUGAGGGAGUUGGCUCCAUUUGUGGGGGGGCAUUAGCUCAGCACCUGAAGCAGUAUUUGGAGGGUUGAAGUGGGGUCUUCUGUUGGUGUUAAAGUUAUAGUAAAGCCAGCAAGAGAGGCAACAUUAGCAGAGCGCCACGUAAGAAGUAGUCAUCAUGGCCGAGAAGUUUGAGUCACUGAUGAACAUCCACGGCUUCGACCUGGGCUCUCGUUACAUGGACUUGAAGCCUCUCGGCUACGGAGGAAACGGCCUGGUUUUCUCAGCGGUUGACACCGACUGUGACAAGCGUGUGGCGGUGAAGAAGAUUAUCCUGACUGACCCCCAGAGUGUCAAGCAUGCCCUGCGAGAAAUUAAGAUUAUCAGGCGCCUGGACCACGAUAACAUUGUCAAGGUUUUCGAAACGUUGGGCCCCAGUGGUCGCAGGCUUACCGAAGAUGUGGUGUCCCUGACCGAGGUCAACUCGGUCUACAUAGUGCAGGAGUACAUGGAGACGGACCUCUGUCAACUGCUGGAGCGCGGCCUUCUGUCCGAGGGCCACGCCAGACUUUUCAUGUACCAGCUCCUCAGGGGGCUCAAGUACAUUCAUUCUGCCAACGUUCUUCAUCGCGACCUCAAGCCCGCCAACCUGUUUGUCAACACGGAGGACCUGGUGCUGAAGAUCGGGGAUUUUGGUCUGGCCCGCAUCAUGGACCCUCACUACUCGCACAAGGGUCACCUGUCUGAAGGUCUAGUCACCAAGUGGUACAGGUCUCCCCGCCUGCUCCUCUCGCCAAACAACUACACCAAAGCCAUCGACAUGUGGGCUGCCGGGUGCAUCUUUGCCGAGAUGCUCACUGGCAAAACUCUCUUUGCAGGGGCCCAUGAACUGGAGCAGAUGCAGCUGAUCCUGGAGUCCAUCCCGGUACUGCGAGAGGAAGACCGCCAGGAGCUCCACAGCGUCAUACCCGUCUUCAUCCGCAACGACAUGUCCAAACCUCAGACACCACUGACAAAGCUGCUACCUGACAUCAGUCCUCAAGCCCUGGAUUUCCUAGAAAAGAUCUUGACCUUUAACCCCAUGGAUCGUUUAACUGCGGAAGAGGCACUGGCCCACCCCUACAUGGCUGACUACUCCUUCCCCCUGGACGAGCCCAUCUCGCUGCACCCUUUCCACAUCGAAGAUGAAGUUGACGAUAUCUUGCUCAUGGACCAGAGCCACAGCCACACGUGGGACAGGUAUCACGAGAGCCAGAUGUCGGAGGCUGACUGGCACUUGCACAGCAUUCAUGACCCAGAAGAAGUCCAAGUGGACCCGAGGGCCCUCUCUGAUGUCACGGAUGAGGAAGUGGUACAGGUGGACCCUCGGAAGUACGCCGACAGAGAUCGAGAGAAGCUCCUGGAUGAGCCUUCCUUUGACUACUCCACUCCAUUCUCGUCAGAGCGGUCGUGGCCGGACGAGCAUCACGAGAACAAAUACUGCGACCUACAGUGUAGCAACACAUGCAACUACAAGGCCGUGUCCCCCUCCUACCUGGACAAUCUCAUCUGGCGGGACAGCGAAGUCAACCACUACUACGAGCCCAAGCUCAUCAUCGACCUCUCCAAUUGGAAGGAGCAGCAGAGCAAGGAGAAGGCUGACCGCAAGGCCAAGAGCAAGUGCGAGAAGAAUGGGCUGGUGAAGGCCCAGAUCGCCAUGCGGGAGGCCGAAAAGACCCAGAGCGUCGCAGAGAAGGACCGCGAGCAGGAGAAACACCAGGCGCAGCCGCCCGGCCAGCAAGGCUUCGACUUUGACUCCUUCAUCGCCAGUACCAUCAAACUGAGCCUGCAGCCGGAGGCCUGUCAGGAGGUGGGCCUCCUCAGCGAGGUGGGCCUCCUCAACGAGCUCAACUCUUCCGUCUCCCAGCUGGAGGCCCCUCGCUCCGGAUCCAUGUCCAAGUCCAUUAGUCAGGAGAAGGAGGAAAAGUGCCUGGUCAACCUGGCCCAGCUGGGCGGCGGCGGCGGCUUGGCGGUGGUCGGUAGCGACGGGCCAUGGCCCGCGCACCCGUGGGAGGGCUUCGGCUCGGGGGAGCGAGUGGCCGAGAACGGCUGCUUGAUCGACGAGGCGUGCUGGGACGGUCACUUCCAGAAGGAGAGCACGUACACCAGCUACCUGGACCACCUGUUCGGCCGGACGGAGGAGUGCGUCGUUGAGUCCGGCCCGGCCCCAGAGACGGAGAGCCCGGAGGCUAGAGAGAGAGAGUCGGGCGAGGCCUUCCUCACCCGGAGCGCCGAGAUCGUGCUCAACGUGCAGCUGGACUCCCUGGGCCCGGACGAGCUGCCUCUGAAAUCCAUCCAGGCGUCGCUCACCCCCUGUGCCGUCAAAUGCUCCCCUCAGAUCACCCACAAAACCUACAGCAGCAUCUUCAAACAUCUUAACUAGAAAAAGCAACACAUCCUCUUUUCGACGGCCGGUUUAGUUUGUCCUGUUUUUGUUUUUCUACUUGAAUCAUUUCAUACCUUUUUUUUUCUUUUUUUUUUUAAAGUCAAUUUUAAGAGUGGAAAUGGGUGAUUUCUUACGUUUAAGGAGUUUCUGUCACUCUGAGCCUUGACGCCCAGGCCUUCAUGGGUUUACGUCUACGCCCUCAUUGCUGAAACUGGCUUGUCACUCGCACACUUGCGUACUGUAGACGAACGGAAAAUAGGCAGUGGGACGGCGGUCGAGGUUUCGGGGGAUUCAUAUUUUGGCUGUCAGGGGAGUGUGCCGAGGGGAGAUGCGAUGAUGGGUUUUGGUUUCAUUUUGACGACGACAUAAACGAAAGCUUCCAUUACAGCCCUUUCAUACUGUAAAUGUGACACAUGAUGCCAGCAGCAACCAUUAUCGUAGGCGUUAAUGUAAUGUGUUAUCUACCUCAAGGUAACAGCCGCGAGAGACACUCGAAGCCGCACUAGUGCUUUACACACCACGACCAUCCUCAUACCAAGAAAUGAAGUGGUCUCAUCGAUGAAUUCUGUCUCACGUUAGCGUUUAACAUAGUGAGGUGUUUUUCAGUGAUCAUUAUUUAUUUCUAGCAGAUGUGCGAUAUUUAUUUUAUCGAAAAUUUGUGUCAUUUCAAUGUGAUUAUUGAAGAGCGAGGCGUUGGGCAGACCAUUUUCAUUUCAGCACUAUUUGGGCGUCCAAGUGUUCCUUUUUGUUUUUAUGGUAGAUACAAAUUUCAUCUGUGUUGAGGCUUUCCAUUUUUUCCAUCAAUAUUGUCCAAAUGGAUAUUUUUUAUUUAUAGGUGCAUUCUGUUCGUAGUGGCAGAAAGUUAUGGUUUCAAGCAGCACCUAAAAGUCUUAAUUUUUUUUUUUUUUUUUUUUUUUAAUCUAAAUGUGGUGUAUUCAACAUUGCGUGCAUGGAGGCAAGAGAAUGGUACAUUUAAAGUUAAAUGGUGAGUAUAUUGUACGUCAGUUUUAAUUGUCUUUUUUUUAUGUACUUUUUUUCAGGCAAGCAUGCUGAAUUAGGUUAAGGUGUAGCAUGUAGAACACAUGGACUUUUUUUGUAAUCAUGGGUUCUCUUGUUCUACAAAAAUAUCAAAAUAAACUUACAGGCAAACAUU
Messenger RNA from Hippocampus comes (tiger tail seahorse), 4263 nucleotides. It is a transcript of the gene mapk6, whose product is annotated as mitogen-activated protein kinase 6. The record is from RefSeq and is a predicted model, not a curated record. Gene Ontology annotation, molecular function: MAP kinase activity; ATP binding. The transcript has 8 exons. Gene Ontology annotation, biological process: protein phosphorylation. Bases 864 to 3107 code for a protein of 747 amino acids. Lineage: Eukaryota; Metazoa; Chordata; Actinopteri; Syngnathiformes; Syngnathidae.